UGCCGCAUCGCUGUAUGUACUCAACAGAUGCAUAAUAUAAGUUCUCAAAAGUUCUGUAAAUUAUAUAAUAUCGCAGCUCUCGUUUAUGUAUUUGUAUUCAAAAGUAGUAUAAAAUUCGCAUAAAAUCUCUGUAAGUCUCGAAGAUGUCAGACGAAGAGGUGGAAAAGUUUGAAGUUACUGACUACGACCUCGACAAUGAGUUCAACAUCAACCGCCCGAGACAUCGCUUGUCUAAGAAUAAGCAAAUCUAUGGUAUUUGGGCAGAAGACAGUGACGAUGAGGCAGGAACUUCUUCAUCUAGAAGGCCAAGCUUUAAGCCAACAAAAAAGAAACAAAGCUACACAGCACCUGUCAGUUUUGUAGCAGGUGGUAUUCAACAGGCUGGCAAGAAAAAGGCGGAAAAAACAGCAGUGAAGAAGGAAAAUGAGGGUGAAGAAGACGAGGAGCAAACAGAAACACAGGCCAAUUCAUCAAGCGAGGAAGAGCAAAUGCCCAGAGCUGGCUUUGGAAAACGGUCUGGCUUGGGAGGAAGUUCAAAAAGAUCUGGAUUUGGUGCAGGGCCUUCCUUUGAGAUCGAUGGAGACAUUGCAGGGCUGAGAAAGAGAGGUCCUGACAUGGCUAGCAGAAAACUUAUACAGAAAGGAGUGGGCAGCUGGGAGAAGCACACUAAAGGAAUUGGAGCAAAGCUUCUGUUGCAAAUGGGUUACCAGCCUGGAAAAGGUUUGGGCCGCAAUCUGCAGGGCAUUGCUGCCCCAGUUGAAGCUGCGGUUAGAAAAGGAAGAGGAGCCAUUGGAGCAUAUGGUCCAGAGACUGGUCAGAGGAUAGCAGGUCAGAAGAAAGAGGAAAAAAUGGACUCUGACGAGGAGGAGGCAAAAGAGUUCACUGAGAAAAUGUCUCAGUGGCGAAAAGGAGAAAAUGCAUCAAAAAAGAAGUCCAAGGUGAAGUAUGUCUAUAAGUCUGUUGACCAAGUCAUCGAAGAGGGCAAAGGAAAAUUAGGGCCGUCAAUCAAAGACUAUAGCAAUUUGAGUAAGGUCAAAGUGAUUGACAUGACUGGCCCAGAGCAGAGGGUUUUAAGUGGCUAUCAUGCUAUUGCUGGCCAGCACAGGCCAACAGAUGAUGACGUUCCUAAAGAAGAACUUGUCCAUUUUAAUUUGCCAGAACUAAUGCACAAUUUAGACCUUCUGGUCACAAUGUGUGAGCAGGACAUUCUUGAAAAUGAUCGACGUGUAAGGACAAAUAAAGACAGAAAAAUUGUAAUAGAGCAGGAAGUUGAAAAGCUUGGUGAAGUUAUUGACAAGCAAGGAAAACAAAUUGAAAAUAGUGAAUCUGCUCUUCAGCUUAUUGAAAAAUUGUGUGAGAAGCCUUUGUCGCUUGAAAAGGCAGCAUUCUGUAUCAAAGAGCUAAAGGAGAAGCACAAUGCCGAGUAUGAAAUAUAUGAAAUGGGAACAAUGGCAUCUAAUUUGAUCAGCCCUAUUCUGAGGGAAAAAUUGAAGUCUUGGAAACCUCUUGAAGACCCCUCGCUUUUUACGUCGGAAUUCCAAAGGUGGCAAAAAAUAUUGGAAAAUGAAAAGAGCCACACUUUGAGCUCAGCGGCAGCCAAGGAUCCAUUCCAUACUUUAGUUUGGGGAUCUUGGACUCCCAGUAUUAGGACCGCAGCAAGCAAUUGGAACUGUCGGCAGAGCACCAGCAUGAUUGCUUUGAUCGAAACAUGGAAAGGUAUUGUGCCAAGUUGGAUUUUGAACUCGGUUGUGGAACAACUGGUCAUGCCUCGCAUUGAACAAGAAGUCCAGAACUGGAAUCCUUUGACAGACAUAGUACCUGUUCAUCAGUGGCUACACCCGUGGAUUCCUUAUGCGAAAGAGCGGCUAAUUACAACAAUAUAUCCAGUGAUCAGGAGGAAACUUUCUUCUGCCCUGACUGCUUGGCAUCCAUCGGACAAUUCAGCACUUUUGAUGUUAAAACCUUGGAAACAAGCGUUUCCUCAAGGAGACAUGGACGCCUUCCUCAUGGCCAACAUUCUACCCAAACUGCAAACAGCUUUGCAAGAGCUGGUCAUUAAUCCUCAUCAACAACAACUUGAUCAAUGGAAUUGGGUGAUCCAGUGGGAAGAGUUGAUGCCGCUUUAUGCUAUGGCUACUUUGUUAGAGAAAUUCUUCUUCCCGAAGUGGCUCCACGUUCUCACAAUGUGGUUAACUCACAAUCCUAACUUCGACGAGGUUGGGAAUUGGUUCCGAGGCUGGAAAGGCAUGAUUCCAGUCUUACUGAGAAAUCAGCCUGCGGUUAAAGCUAAACUUAAUGAUGCACUCCAGCUAAUGAACAGGGCAGCAGUAGCUGUCAGUCAAAAUCAAAGUCUUGCUUUCUUGACAGUGCCUCCACCACCACCUCCGCCAACUCAGAGAGAAGCGCACGAGAUUAUGGCUGAAGCUGUCAGGACUGCAGGACAGAUUCCGCACGGUUUCAAAGAACUGCUGCAGAAAAAAUGUGAAGAACGAGGAAUUUUGUUCAUGCCGAUCCCCAACCGAUACCAUGAGGCAAAGCAGGUCUACAAAUGCGGAAAAAUUCAAGCUUACAUUGAUAGGAAUGUUCUCUUUGUUUGUAAAAGUAACACAAAUAUUUGGACACCAUCUAAUUUGCAAGCAGCGUUGGACGCAGCAGAGUAAAUUUGGAGAAAAAAAAAUUAUUAAAUAGAAGUAAAUUAAUAAAUUAGGCGAUUUGUUCACAUGUCAUAAAACGCAGCGCUUGGAAUUU
Neocloeon triangulifer is the source of this 2748-nucleotide messenger RNA. It is a transcript of the gene sip1, whose product is annotated as septin-interacting protein 1. Gene Ontology annotation, molecular function: nucleic acid binding. NCBI's taxonomy places the organism in Eukaryota, Metazoa, Arthropoda, Insecta, Ephemeroptera, Baetidae. The transcript is spliced from 11 exons. Gene Ontology annotation, cellular component: U2-type post-mRNA release spliceosomal complex. Gene Ontology annotation, biological process: spliceosomal complex disassembly. The coding region runs from base 144 to 2660 and encodes 838 amino acids. The record is from RefSeq and is a predicted model, not a curated record.